AUGAGAGGACUCUUGGUGUUUCUUAGCGUCUGCAUCACCAUCGUUGGCGUCAACGCCGCCAAUGACUGGUCGAAGCCGUGCUUCGAUGGAGAGUGCGCCUACGAUAUGCUUCCCAGUACGGGAGGGUCUGGUAUCAUCAAAUUAUUUGGAUCCUCGAAGUCCCUCACCGAUAUCACACCUGCUGCUGGGUGGGUCAUCCUGGACUGUGACCCCAAUGUGGUCGAUCAAGAGAUCCGGCUCGUUUGCGAAACUGAUGACGAGGAGUCAGGAUGUCAACACAUCUUUGACCACCACGGACCCAUCGACAAGAUUGUCCGACUUCCAGAGAGUUGUAGCAAUAGUCCAUUCGCCAGGAUCGCAAGCAUGAUGGUAGCGGAGGAUCAAUCACUCCCAACUCACGCCCAAUCCAAGAUCCGCCGUAGAGAUGGUGCUGCUGCCGAAGUUCACGUCGUCCGAAUUGACAGUAACUUUGCGUCUGUGGAUCCCGAAAAGAUGGGUGAGGUCAAGUUUGCUUUCGUCGGUGCUACGGUUCCCGGAUUGGACCUGAAUGCAGCAUUUGAUGAUGGGUUCUUUGACAUCUUCAAGUCGGUUGGUGCCUGGGUAUCGCAGGCCGUUACAACCGUCGCCACUGCUGUGUCUAAUACUGCGAACACUGUCGCUACCGCUGUCUCUACUGCCGCCAAGUCUGUCGCCAGCUGGGCCGGCCAGGCCUAUAAAGACGUUUCACAUCUUCUUGGGAAACUGAAUCAUUUCGAAAUCUCUCCGCAAGUGGAGAGCUCGGUCAUAUCCCUAGAUACGAAGGGCCCGCUUACGUUCGAAACCCCUCCUCCCACCUGCCCCAGCGGUGCGCAUGCCUCGGUGUCUGUAAAAGUGGAAAGCACAGGGUCGAUUCAGGUGAAGGCCGGGAUCGUCAUCGUAGGGAACAUCGUUCCUCCCAGCAUCGAGCAAUUCGCGGCCUUUGGGGGUAUCAACGGGAGUGUAGAUGCUAAACUUGAAGUUGAUCUUGAGUUCUCGGGAGGGUUUAUGUACCAGAAGAAGCUCAUCACUGACAUGGGCCUUCCUGGACUGAGCAUUCCUGCAAUGAUCACUAUUGGCCCAUAUGUAACUCUGGAUGGCAUUGCGCAAGGCCAUCUCGACCUUGCCGUGAAAGCGGACGUCCACCUCGCUUACGAAUUCAAGGAUCUUGAGAUGUGGUACCCAAAAGAGCAUAAAAACCUAGCGGUCGAGAAGGGUAUCAGAAGCAAAGAUUCUGACCUCAGUCUUCAGGCAUCCGCUCAUAUGGACGCCAAAGGAUUCGUUCAGGGAACACUUGCCCCUCAAAUCCAUCUCGGUAUUUCUGCUGUCGGAGGCGCCGUUUCUGCAAGCCUAUGGGUCGGUGCCGACGCCUGGGUGCGAGCAUCCGUCGUCGCAAAGGCUAAUGCGUCUAUCAGUGCUGGCGCCGCUCCGGGCAAGAAGCCAGGGAAUGCAGUUGCCCCCGCAAAGGCGGCUGUCCCCGGAAAGGCGGCUGCUUCGGGCAAGCAGAGUGGAAAGAAGCACGCACGCAGCACACUUCAAUAUGUUCCACCAUACUCUCACCAACAAAGACAGCUUGUCGGAAGGGACUCGAUCGGGUUCAGCGGUUGCCUGUGGAUUGACGCAGGUUUACACUUGAGGGGGGGUGCGACAGGUAAUAUUUUGACUUGGAAGGCUGGCGCGGAGCUCUCGAUUUGGGAAAGUCCUGCGUGGGCGCUAUUCCAUAAAUGCUGGGCUGUCGGCUCCGUGGACAAGGCUCUCGAACUUACCAAACCCACUUACACCCUAGCAGAGGUCGACAGCCUGUCAAAAAACAAGCAGGCAUGCACGGCACAUGUCGACAUGUCCGCCGCCAUUACAGACAAAGUAGUUGGUCAAACCUUGCAGAAAUAG
Pleurotus ostreatus (oyster mushroom) is the source of this 1905-nucleotide messenger RNA. RefSeq lists its product as uncharacterized. Lineage: Eukaryota; Fungi; Basidiomycota; Agaricomycetes; Agaricales; Pleurotaceae. The transcript has 12 exons. Bases 1 to 1905 code for a protein of 634 amino acids. The record is from RefSeq and is a predicted model, not a curated record.